Messenger RNA from Patiria miniata (bat star), 4112 nucleotides. Its product is annotated as calcium/calmodulin-dependent protein kinase kinase 1-like. Gene Ontology annotation, biological process: CAMKK-AMPK signaling cascade; activation of protein kinase activity; protein phosphorylation. The coding region runs from base 1505 to 3508 and encodes 667 amino acids. Gene Ontology annotation, molecular function: ATP binding; protein kinase activity. The transcript has 16 exons. Lineage: Eukaryota; Metazoa; Echinodermata; Asteroidea; Valvatida; Asterinidae. The record is from RefSeq and is a predicted model, not a curated record.
AUAGAAAAAAAAAACGUCUGCACGCAAACGUUGAAUGUUUGUGCAUGUGGUGCUCGGGACUGAAAAAUUCAAUAAUUUGGUUUUCGUCAUGUCCUACUUAGCAAUUAAUUGUAGCUGUCAGUAAGGAUAUUUCAUCCCUUAUAUCCGGAGGCGAGUACGAGUUCUGUGAAACGUUUUGCGUCUGCUGCAUGCAGUGCAAGUGCAUUGCUGAUUGCAGCAGUGAUUGUUUUGAAGUCAGCGGCCGGCGCGGGACGACGAAAAAAAACAAUAUUUCCAACUUUCCAAGACAAUAAAUAUGGUCGACAAUUUGGCUUGGGGUGUGUGACGUCACUCAAGCCAGAAUCUUCAACACGACAACAGUUGUUUACUUCAUUGCUCGCUGGAAGUUGUCGUUCAGGGUUCGGCUGCUGUAAAAGAUGCUGUCUGGCCAGCGCCUGUUCACCAAUUGUAAGCCGUGACUCCAUAUUUGGGCUUCGGCAAAGAGUCAAUAGAGAGCCACGGGAACAACCCCUGGUCCCCAAUUAAACCUGCAACCCAUCAGGUAGUUGUGCGGCAAUCAAUCUUCAACCUUGAACCCAAGCGGGCAGAGUCUGUUGGACCAUCCCAGAGGACAGGGGCGCCCCGUGCGUGUAUCAACUCAUUGAGCCCGGCGUUGACGGGGCGCUUCGUUUUCUUCCGCUGCGAGCCAUCUGGGAGCAAGCCCGCACCGCCCCGCUAUUACCAAUCAUCUAAUUGAGUUUGCAGCACGUGAGGUAUAUUACUGUACCAAAGGCUACAACCAGUGCUUUGAUAAAAAAAAAGAUUGUACACUGUACAUUGUACGUGACAUCGGUCCCCUGUAUUAUCUGUGGUGUACGUGUGUGUGUCUUGUGGGGAGAUCGUUGACACUAAGCUGUGCGCUCGUGAUAGUCCAGCCCCGCUGAAAGCUAGACAGGCUGACUGUGUAUAGUCAAGACGCUCCCAGUGUGUACAGUGGCUUUAUACUGGCAAGUUGCUGCCACCUGUCAUAAACCGGCUCAGUGUGCACCUGCUGAUGUAGCUGUUCUACCCACCCUGCCUGUAGAUCUGUGUAUUUUUUCAACCCUUGUUGGAGGUGUUUGUAUACAUGUACACCAGCACACACACCCUGGCACAUGGUCAAGUGUCCCUACGACCUGCUUGUGGUUUUCAGGAGUACUCAACUUGACAGGCACUGGUGCGACUGGCACAAUUGUGCUUGUUUAACACGCAUGUUCGGUGCACAGAACUCGGCCGGCAAAUCUAAUUGUGUGUGCUAAAAUAAAAAUAUAACACUGCCACGAGCACAAAUUAUGUGGAUGCACGGGUAUAACUGCAAGCAAAUAGUGCACGUGUAAUGGUCUGUUCCCGCCACAUAAUUCCUGCUGCAUAAACUACAGACGGUUAUACUGUGGACCGGCCCACGGCCGAUUGUAGCACACGUGGCCCCCCUCCGGCUAGUGUGUGACUUCCUAGGCAUUGUUCAGCUUUCGCUCAGUUGUAGGACAUGGUGAAGAAAGACAAACAGUCUCAUAAGAUGGGUGCAGGAAACAGUACGAUUUGCGACAAGUUUCGUAACAACAGCAAAGUGGUCUCAUCCGACAAGGAACAUGCAGACCAAAGCCUACAACAGUCAAGAAUGGACAGUCCCAAUAUAUCACAAGGAGAAAUAAGCAUUGGCCUCGGCCAUCAACACACGCCGGAUAUCUCCAAAUUGGAGCCCUCACACAGCGGGCCGCCAUCAAUUAUUACGGAGGAACAUGCUGGAGACAUUGACACCAACUAUGACGAGCCCGUGCAGUUCCCCAUGGACGUGUCUUUUGAGACCAAGAACAUGACCGCCAUGGUUCCCGAGGGGACUACCGACUCCGGCAUGGGGUCUACUAUAAUGGAUUCCGGUUCACAGGUGCCCAACUCCCGGAUAGUCAUUGUGGGAAGCAAUGGCAUGGAUUUUGAAGAGGAGGAGAUUGUUACGCUGCCGGUGGAGCCCAUCGCGCACCCCCACCUUCUCCUGGUGGAUCAGUACGGUCGACGGAGGUCGCACUCCUUCAACGAGGGAAUCCUGUUGAACCGGGACCGGAAAUCGGAGACAUUUAACGGACUCGACAGUGCCUUGGAUGAUGACCUGCCGCCUGUGGAAAUGUCGCCCUCGCCCUCGCCGCGCGAGGGGGGCCGGCUAGGAGGCGCCGGUUACCGUCCCAUGUCCAGGAGUAUGUGUGAGCGGAACGAUUCGCCCGCUGGUACCCGAUCGGCUUCGGCCCAGCUCAAUGUGCCGCAGAGACGUAUCUACCCCUCGUUGUCCUGCUCACCCUAUGCAUCGCCGGUCGGCUCGCCCAGGUUGCGGCGACCGCCCACGAAGGAAUCCUCACAUAUAUCGAUAUCAUCAGUGCAGGAUUACCAGCAAUUGAAUCAGUACCUUCUCUCUGAUGAGAUCGGUAAAGGCUCCUACGGAGUUGUCAAACUAGCUUACAAUGAGGAAGAUGAUGUACACUAUGCAAUGAAGAUUCUCUCCAAGAAGAAACUUGUCCGAAAAGGAGGAUUUGCAAAGCGACCCCCACCCAGGGGAGGCAAGCCGGGCGGUGGCCCCAAGACCCCGCUGGACAGAGUCUACCAAGAGAUUGCCAUCCUGAAGAAAUUAGACCAUCCCAACAUUGUCAAGCUUGUGGAGGUAUUGAACGACCCUAUUGAAGACAACCUGUACAUGGUCUUUGAACUUGUUGAGAAGGGAGCCGUAAUGGAAGUGCCUACUAACAACCCCUUCAGCGAAGAACUAGCCUGGACCUACUUUCGGGACAUCAUUCUUGGCAUUGAAUACUUGCAUUAUCAGAAGAUAGUCCAUCGGGAUAUCAAGCCAUCCAAUCUACUACUCGGAGAGGACAACCAUCUGAAGAUUGCCGAUUUUGGUGUCAGUGACCGUUUUGAAGGGAUCGACGCCCUCCUAUCUGACACGGUGGGCACACCAGCCUUCAUGGCUCCAGAGACCCUACAUGAAGACUCCAACAAAUAUGGCGGCCGAGCCUUAGAUGUCUGGGCCAUCGGAAUCACACUGUAUUGCUUCAUAUUCGGUCAGGUUCCAUUCCAAGACAGCUUUAUUCUCGGUCUCCACAGCAAGAUCAGGAAUUUACCAUUGCCUUUCCCUGAAGACAAACCAAUUCCAGAUGACGUAAAGGAUCUCAUAUUGAAAAUGUUGGAGAAGGACCCAGACAAGAGAAUCAAAAUACCUGAAAUAAAGUUGCAUACCUGGGUGACCAGACACGGUGAGGAACCCCUGCCCACAGAGGAGGAGAACUGCACCCUGGUGGAGGUCUCGCAGGACGAGGUGGAUACCUGCGUCACCACCCUGCCAAAACUCAGGACACUGAUUUUGGUCAAGAAUAUGUUGAAGACCAAGUCUUUCGGCAAUCCGUACAAGAACAAAGCGCGGCAUAGCAGCGCCAAGGGUGGGCGUGUCCUACUGGAACCCAUUCCGGCCAAUCAGAAUCCAAACAGGUAUUCAACUGGAUUACCGUGACAUGGCAAGAACAUUGUACCUCCUGAUGCCCUGCGUACACACAUACUGAUUGGUGCCUCGUGGAUGGAAACCAGUGAUGCAUUUUUGGUACUGUCUUACAUUGAACGAAGGGAGAAACAACAAACCAUAUCUACCUUCCAUCAGGAUACAUCCUCACAUUGUAUAUGUACAGUUCCAGCUCUUCCUGAUCGCAGAACAAAUUCAAGCGUAAAGGGCGCCCUCUAGAGACUGUUGGCAUAGCAACGUUAUUGAAUGUGCAUCAGCUGCCACAAGAUGGCUGAGCCAACUGGAUGUGACAUACUCGUCAGAAAGUGUGUGAAUCCAAUCGUAUUUCAAUCCCACGGAGCUCCUGAAGUAUUUUUUCCAUCGCAACUUUAUUUGGGGCAAACUAUAAUGUACAACCCUUCCCAAAGCAAUACCGAUUUCAUGAUGGAUGUGUCUGAGCGAAAGCAACUGUUAAGCCAUGACUUUCUGGUCACAAUCUGUGAUGCCGAAACAACUCUGCCAAGUUAAAUCUGCAUGCAUGUACGUGAACUAUAUACACCCCGAGGACAGACAGACAAAGGGAGAACAACAGAUUCUUUGUUGUCCUCGAGAGUUCAUC